GCUACCCUUCAGACUGCAUAUCUUGUGGCUCAUGAGCCUGACGAUGACAAUAUUCUAAGAACCCGAACUUAUGAUAUCAGCAUCACGUAUGAUAAGUAUUAUCAAACCCCUCGUGUGUGGCUCACUGGAUAUGAUGAGUCAAGGAUGCUUCUGCAACCAGAACUUGUACUUGAAGAUGUCAGUCAAGACCAUGCACGUAAAACGGUAACCAUUGAAGACCAUCCACAUCUACCAGGAAAACAUGCUUCGGUACAUCCAUGUCGACAUGGGGCUGUCAUGAAAAAGAUCAUUGAUGUUCUGAUGUCACGGGGAGUUGAACCAGAAGUUGACAAGUACCUUUUCCUAUUCUUGAAAUUUAUGGCUUCCGUCAUUCCGACAAUUGAAUAUGAUUACACCAUGGACUUUGAUCUUGGUAGCAGCAGCACCUGAAUUAAGAGAUGAAUAUGUGUCAUGCCGGAGACCCUAGCGAUGAUGCGUCUUUUCAUUUCAUCCAACCUGUGAUCAGUGUUGCUUGUACAGUUUGUACAUAGCAUUAUUAGCUCUAAUUCUGAAAUAUGUGGUGCAUAUGCUUAUCAGCAGCUUCUUGUUUAUUUUACAUUUAGUAAGACGAAUUUGAUCUUAAUUCUGAAUGUAAAUUUGCACGAUUAACUUAAAGGUUGAAACUUUUUAUUAGUUUUUAUUAAGGUAACUGAACGAUAACAACA
Molecule: messenger RNA, 704 nt
Organism: Nicotiana tabacum (common tobacco)
Lineage: Eukaryota; Viridiplantae; Streptophyta; Magnoliopsida; Solanales; Solanaceae
Source: RefSeq, a predicted model, not a curated record